Harpegnathos saltator (Jerdon's jumping ant) is the source of this 976-nucleotide messenger RNA. RefSeq lists its product as uncharacterized. The record is from RefSeq and is a predicted model, not a curated record. Lineage: Eukaryota; Metazoa; Arthropoda; Insecta; Hymenoptera; Formicidae. Bases 116 to 976 code for a protein of 286 amino acids. The transcript is spliced from 4 exons.
AGUUGCAUGUACGGCACGAUUGACAUUCGACGAUAAAUCCUGGUAAAUUUUGUCAGCGUGCCUUUUUAGAGCAACAGAUUUCUUUAAGUUUUUAACGCGCUCAUUAUGCGUUAUUAUGCGUAAUUUUCUCAACUCAAAUCUCUUGGAAAUUGUAAAUGUUACAGAGGAUGUGAAGUUGGAAGAAACUACCAUGGAGCUGGAGUCUUUGGAAUUGGCUAACAAAGAAACGGAGGAGAAGCUAGUAGAGCUGCGUAAUCAGGUACAAAGAUAUAGUACAUCUAGUCUGCAUUCCAUCCAUUCCGAAGACCUGAUAUGUCUGAAGAAGAUCCAUCAGCUUGCCGAAGAGGAACUCGACAUGAAAAGUUGCAUCAAAGAACUGGAAGGCAAAGAAGCUAUGUACAGGCGACAGAUGAAACAAUUUCUACCUUGUGAAAAAUAUCAGCAUGAUAAAGAAAAGAAAACUUGCUGCUCAUGUCCAAUGUCGGUAACAUUAGACGCUUAUGAGCAAACGCCGAUGAAGUCGUUUCAAACAUGUCGCUUGCUGAAUCUGCAUGAAAAUUUAGGCCCAUCAUUUUCACCUUACAUCUCGCUGAAUAGUUGCGCACCGUGUUCAGCCACGAAAUAUAAGACCAGCAAUUGUCGAGCAUCUUCCAUCUCGAAGACAGAUGUGUCACGUUCUCCCAAAUAUUUGGUACAUUCUUCCUUGCCAUGUGACCCCGGUAAAACAUGCAACGCGUGUGAAACUUCUACUCCUUGCGACCAUAUCGAUACCUGUCAAUACAAAUGCAAAAAGAAACGCACGUACGAAUUAUCUACUGCCUUAUGUAAUUGCAAUAUUCCAUCGUUGACUCGCAUGGCCCGUACAUCAAUGGCUUCAGAGACGUUGCGUUUGGGACCAGGAAUAGAUGACGGCACUAGCGACGAGGAAUUUUGUGAGUGCUGCAGCUGUGACGAUGGCAAUGAGGAAUCAACGUAG